ACACAACUUCAUUUACUUUCCCUUACAUAGAAGCAAUCCCUGACAGCGGCGCUGGGUCCAAUCUCCUCCAGCUUUCUGCCUAUUCCCAGGGAUCCACAUCUGCGUACUCUGUGGAGCGUUUCCUUAAAUAUCCCUUUACAGAUAUGCGUUUUUUUUUUUUUUAACCGUCAGAGUAGGAGACGCACGGUCUUUCUAAAGUGACGCUUCAAUCUGACGUGCUUGGAAACUGUCAGUCUUGGGACACACUGGAGCUUUAUGGGACUUGCUCAGACAAGCAACAUUCCCACAGCUUGCACCAGGAAACAGCGGCAUGCUGUCCUGGAAGAUGUCACAAACCGGUUCUGGAGCUUCUGAGCCUCAUUGGUGCAAAAGUGGAAAAGCAGCUGGUGACUCACCUCCUCAGGCAGUAAGGAGGAGCUACAAAUUCAGAGGAGAGCAACGACUCAGAGGGAAUGCCUUUCAUUUGAUCUGGAUUAGGGAGUGAAGGGGUUUCAGCACAGCUCCUGUCCCACAGAAGAGCACCGAGACGUUUUAAAAAAAAAAGCUGUUUUCCAUACAGCAGGUCGGGGAGAAGAACUCUGACGCAUAACAAGGGCAGCAAAGAAGCUUGUUAAACCGGAUUUCUCUGUGUUGUUUGCAGGACAUAAUGAAUUCAAGCACGAUGAGCGUCACCGAAGAGAACUGUGACGUCUCUAACCACGCGCUGUACAAGUUCUACGCAGCUAUACUGAUCGUGAUUUUCAUCCUGGCUCUGCCUCUGAACGCGUCGGUCCUCCAUCUCUUCAUAUUCAAGCUCAAGUUCUGGAAAUCCAACAGCAACAACAUUUUCCUUUUCAACCUGGUGCUGGCGGACGUUCUGCUGCUCGUCUGUCUGCCAAUCAAGGCGUACAACUUCAUCAGCAGCGAGAGGAGGAGCGACUACGACAUCGUCUGCAAAGCCAUGCUCUUCAUGCUGUUUUUAAACCGCGGGGCCAGCAUCGCCUUCCUCACGGUGACGUCUAUCGAUCGCUACUUCAACGUGGUGCACCCAGGCAGGAAGAACCUGCUGAAGGUUCUGAAGAAAUCCCCUCACAUCUCCAUCAUCAUCUGGGUGCUGCUCCUGCCUCUCACCAUCCCCACCAUGCUGAAGGACUUUGAAUGCUGCAACAGCCUCAACCUGACAGCCAACAACUCUUCCCGUGAGAACAUGGUGGACAGCAUGAGGGAGGCGGUGUUCUUCCUCCAGAUCGUCGUCCCCUUCGUCAUCCUGGUCUACUGCACGGUGCACAUCGUCAACCGGCUCAGGAAGAAGACCGUCGGCGACACCACCAAGCUGAGGAGGGCCGUCCUCCUGGUGACCACCGUCAUGGUGGUCUUCUCCUUCUGCUUCCUGCCAUGUGCUCUCGGCAGGAUGGUGCUGCUGAUUGUUCGGGUCCAGGAGAGGAAGGACCUCGUCGAAACGGCGACGGAGGCGUUUGACGGCCUCAUGGUCCUCUCCUACCUGGACUGUCUGCUGGAUCCACUGGUUUACUGCUUUUGUAGCACCAAGUUUAAAGCGCUUUACGUCUCCAAUUACUUCUCCAUGUGUGUGAAAGAAGUCCCGGAGCCGCUGAACAGCUCAACGGCAAACACAACACAGCCCGCACGCAACAAAGUCAUUUAAAAAAAAAGCGACUUUAAGUCUCUUUUUCAUGAACCAGUAGCUGCUGUGCAGCAACCACAGACUGGCUGUUGCUAGGACAUGAAGCUCUCAGAGAAUAGACUUUGAGAUUCUUUUGUUAGUCCCACUGAAUGGCGUAGCACCAGAAUUCAUCACAGACUUGUUAUCAGUGUAUCGACAUGGAGAAGCAGCAUUUAGUUUUUAUCCUCCGUUGAUCUGGAACAAACUCCCAGAGGACUGGAAAAGUGCCCAAACCCUGAGUUCCUUUAAAUCAGGGUUAAAAACCUAUUUGUUCACCGCUGCCUUUAAAUUGUUUAAAUUGUUAAUGUCGACUUUCUGCUGUAAUGUUUUAUUUUCUUAUGCUCUGUUCCUGUACAGCACUUUGAAUUGUCUUGUUACUGAAAUGUUCUAAACAAAUAAACUUGCCUUGCUUCGCCUCCAAGGAGACUGAAAGUUAAACCAGGCCAUGAAGGCAAAAAAAUACGCUGA
Fundulus heteroclitus (mummichog) is the source of this 2128-nucleotide messenger RNA. Its product is annotated as hydroxycarboxylic acid receptor 2. Gene Ontology annotation, cellular component: membrane. The coding region runs from base 647 to 1642 and encodes 331 amino acids. The record is from RefSeq and is a predicted model, not a curated record. Gene Ontology annotation, biological process: G protein-coupled receptor signaling pathway. Lineage: Eukaryota; Metazoa; Chordata; Actinopteri; Cyprinodontiformes; Fundulidae. The transcript is spliced from 4 exons. Gene Ontology annotation, molecular function: G protein-coupled receptor activity.